CACGAGCAUUCACGGGCAGCAUUUCAGGACCCCUGACAGUUUAGAGCAGCUGCGUCACGACAGGAGCUCCUUUCAGUCACACAAUCGGAGCAUAGUGAGCUUCUCUGAAAACAAAGGGGAGAGGAGAUGCCAGGCCCAGGAGGAGCCGACCCAAAGGGAGAGGAUUUCUCCACUGCCAUCCUGAAGCAGAAACACAGACCCAAUCGACUGAUUGUGGACGAAGCGCUCAAUGAAGACAGCAGCAUUGUCAGCCUAUCGCAGAACAAGACGGAGGAGCUGCAGCUCUUCCGCGGGGACACCGUGGUGUUGAGAGGACGAAAACGGCGGCAGACUGUGUGCAUUGUCCUGACGGAUAACACCUGUGGGGAUGAGAGGAUUCGGAUGAACAGGGUGACGCGCAACAACCUGCGUGUCCGUCUUGGUGAUGUCAUCAGCAUCCAUGCCUGCCCUGAUAUCAAGUAUGGGAAAAAGAUCCAUGUCCUUCCUAUUGAUGACACCAUAGAGGGUCUGACAGGGAACCUGUUUGACGUUUUCCUCAAGCCAUAUUUUCUAGAAGCAUACCGGCCUGUACACAAAGGUGACAUUUUCUUGGUGAGGGGGGGCAUGCGAGCUGUAGAGUUCAAGGUGGUAGAGACGGACCCGAGCCCUCACUGCAUUGUUGCCCCAGACACUGUCAUCUACUGCGAAGGAGAGGCAAUCAAAAGAGAGGAUGAAGAGGAGAAUCUAAAUGAUGUCGGGUAUGAUGACAUCGGAGGCUGUCGGAAGCAGCUUGCUCAGAUCAAAGAGAUGGUGGAGCUUCCUCUCCGACAUCCAGGACUCUUCAAGGCAAUAGGAGUUAAGCCCCCCAGAGGUAUCCUGCUUUACGGCCCUGCAGGUACUGGGAAAACCCUUGUGGCCCGAGCAGUAGCCAAUGAAACUGGUGCCUUCUUCUUCCUAAUUAACGGUCCUGAGAUCAUGAGCAAGCUGGCAGGGGAGUCUGAAAGCAACCUGAGAAAAGCGUUUGAGGAGGCAGAGAGCAACGCCCCGGCCAUCGUCUUCAUUGAUGAGCUGGAUGCCAUCGCUCCUAAGCGAGAGAAGACUCACGGUGAGGUGGAGAGGCGCAUUGUAUCUCAGCUCCUGACCCUGAUGGAUGGUUUGAAGCAAAGAGCUCAUGUUGUUGUGAUGGCAGCAACCAACCGGCCGAACAGCAUUGAUUCGGCUCUGAGACGCUUCGGCAGGUUUGAUCGAGAGAUCGACAUCGGGAUCCCCGAUUCCACUGGCAGACUGGAGAUCCUGCAGAUCCACACCAAAAACAUGAAACUAGCAGAUGAUGUCGAUCUGGAGAAGAUCGCCAUGGAAACACAUGGACACGUUGGCGCCGACCUGGCUGCUUUGUGCUCAGAAGCUGCUUUGCAAGCAAUACGCAAGAAGAUGACGCUCAUCGAUCUGGAGGACGAAACCAUCGAUGCCGACCUGCUCAACUCUCUGGCUGUCACCAUGGACGACUUCCAAUGGGCACUGAGUCAAAGCAACCCAUCGGCUCUCAGAGAGACAGUUGCAGAGGUUCCUCAGGUCAACUGGGAGGACAUCGGUGGUCUCAACGAGGUCAAGCGAGAGCUCCAGGAGCUUGUUCAGUAUCCAGUGGAGUACCCUGACAAGUUCCUGAAGUUUGGGAUGACGCCGUCUCGUGGGGUUCUGUUCUACGGGCCUCCGGGCUGCGGGAAAACGCUCCUGGCGAAGGCCAUUGCCAACGAGUGUCAGGCUAACUUUGUGUCCAUCAAAGGGCCUGAGAUGCUCACCAUGUGGUUUGGAGAAUCCGAGGCCAACGUCAGAGAUGUGUUUGAUAAGGCCAGACAGGCAGCCCCCUGCAUCUUGUUUUUUGAUGAAUUGGACUCCAUUGCCAAGUCCAGAGGAGGGGGGGCGGGGGACGCCGGCGGUGCCGCCGACAGAGUCAUCAACCAGAUUCUAACUGAGAUGGACGGCAUGUCAGACAAAAAGAAUGUUUUUAUCAUCGGUGCCACAAACAGGCCGGACAUCAUAGACCCAGCCAUCCUGCGGCCAGGCCGUCUGGAUCAGCUCAUCUACAUCCCGCUUCCCGACAAACCUUCUCGCACAGCGAUUCUUAAAGCCAAUCUGCGCAAAUCACCUAUCGCAAGAGAUGUGGAUCUAGAAUUUCUCUCUGGCAUCACUGAGGGUUUCUCUGGAGCUGACCUGACAGAGAUCUGCCAGCGAGCUUGUAAGCUGGCCAUCCGUGAGGCCAUCGAAGCUGAGAUUAAGGCUGAGCGUCAGAGGCAGAGCAGACCAGGAAUCCCCAUGGACGAGGACUUCGAUCCGGUCCCAGAGAUCAGGAAAGACCACUUUGAAGAGGCGAUGCGUUUUGCCCGCCGCUCCGUCAGUGACAACGACAUCCGCAAAUAUGAGAUGUUUGCUCAGACUCUGCAGCAGAGCCGAGGUUUCGGGAACUUCAGAUUUCCAUCUGCUACCGGCACCCGAUCUGGGGGUCAGGGGUCAGGUUCUACAUCAGAGAGGCCGAGUCUGUACAGAGAGGAAGGGGAUGACGAUCUCUACCAGUGAUGAUGAUGAUGCUUUGGUUCUAUUAGUGACAAAACACUAGGGAUUAACAAUUGUUUGUCUAAACAUGUUACUGAUAGAUAAGACA
Molecule: messenger RNA, 2638 nt
Organism: Cyprinodon tularosa
Lineage: Eukaryota; Metazoa; Chordata; Actinopteri; Cyprinodontiformes; Cyprinodontidae
Product: zgc:136908
Exons: 19
Coding region: 127-2553 (808 amino acids)
Biological process (GO): mitotic spindle disassembly; autophagosome maturation; retrograde protein transport, ER to cytosol
Cellular component (GO): cytosol; nucleus; VCP-NPL4-UFD1 AAA ATPase complex
Molecular function (GO): ATP hydrolysis activity; ATP binding; polyubiquitin modification-dependent protein binding
Source: RefSeq, a predicted model, not a curated record